Mytilus trossulus (common blue mussel) is the source of this 1296-nucleotide messenger RNA. Its product is annotated as carboxypeptidase N subunit 2-like. The transcript has a single exon. The coding region runs from base 4 to 1296 and encodes 430 amino acids. NCBI's taxonomy places the organism in Eukaryota, Metazoa, Mollusca, Bivalvia, Mytilida, Mytilidae. The record is from RefSeq and is a predicted model, not a curated record. Gene Ontology annotation, molecular function: protein binding.
UUGAUGAAGUGUGACCGCUGUCCUGCUCCGAAACAAUGCAGUUGCCAAUAUAAUAUAAUUUACUGUGAUCAUUUGAAUCUUACUGAUGUUCCGGAGUUUACGAAACCAGACAACGAGCAUAUGACUUGGGAUAUUGAACUGCAUAAUAACAACAUAAAAAGUAUUCGGAAUGGUGCUUUUCAAAAUUUGAAACUUGAAAUGCUUCUCAUAUUUGAUAAUGAGAUUGAGGUUGUAGAGGAUGACGCCUUUAGUGGGAGUGAGGAUAGUCUAUAUGUACUACAUCUUUAUAAUAACAAAUUGACUACAGUUCCGUCUGCUGUUGGUAAAAUGAGAAACCUUAUGGGUUUAGAUGUCCACAACAAUCCUAUAUCUACAAUAAGGGAAGAUAUACUUCAAAAUGUUUCAAGCACAUUGUCCGGUAUUAUGUUUGGUGAUAUGAAAAUGACCUUGUGGCCAAACUCUCUGAACGUUUUGUCAAACUUGGAAUCAAUAAGGAUUCAAAAUCUAAACAUCACACUAAUUCCAGACAAUGCAUUAGAUUUUUUUCGCAACUUAAGUAGUUUUGAGAUGAUUUCAACAGAUUUUAGUAACAUACCAUCUUCUCUUAGUGAUCGCUCAAUGUUAGAAGAUAUCAAUUUAGAAGAUAACCCAAUGUUGACGACUGAAAGCUUCAAACCUGAAACAUUUAGUAAACUUUCUACUUUAAUGCGAAUGACAAUUAUGAAUAGUAGUAUAACUAUUUUACCAAAUAUAUUUAAUAAACUUACUAAUUUGUUUAUUCUGCAACUAGAGAACAAUCCGAUAACAUCAAUUCCAGAUCACGUGUUUCCUCUGAAUUUCUCCUCUAACUUUUGGUUUAUGACAUUAAAGAACACAUCUUUGGCCAGUGUUCCAAAGGCUCUAUCCAACCUUACUAGUCUCACCCGACUUGCUUUUAUGACAAGCUUAAUAUCGGAAAUUCACGAUAACGAUUUCAGAAACAUGGAUAAACUAGAGAGACUGUAUUUUACAAACAGCCCGUUACAUACUGUGUCCGAAAAUGCUUUUAAUGGACUGAAGUCCUUGAAGUAUCUUACUCUGGAUAAUACGCUCCUAACUACCGUACCGAAAGCAAUGAUGAAUCUGCCAUCACUUUCAGAUCUAAGUCUAUCAAAUACCAAAGUCGUUUGUACAUGUUCCAAUCUAAGAUGGAUUAAACAAUGGACUAAGCAAAGUGAAGUGGAGAUUUAUGGAAGUUGUAUCAACAUUAAGAUGACGAUUGCAUUAUUUAUUUAUAAAGAACUGCCCAAGUGUUAA